AUCCAGUUCUAGUCUCGCAUCAUUGUCAAGUUCAAGUUCUGAAGGUUCAUAUCGUUGAGGGAGGCGGCAUCCCGUUUCAUUUCAAAAGUAAAAUGAAAUCUUUCGUUUGUGCAACCGCGUUGGCGUCGAUGCUGGCCGUGGCCAGUUGUGCCCCAUAUGUAAUCUUCCUAGAGGAAGCGCCAGUUCGUGUAGUCCGGUCGGCAAAUGUUGGUCUCGGUGCGUCCGGUAGCGCUGCUAAUGCAGCAGCGCAAUCAUUCAAUCAGGGUGGUGGUUUCCCAGGAUUCGGUUCACAGCUUGGUGGAUCUGCUGCUAAUGCUGGGGCACAAUCAUUCACCCAGGGUGCCGGUUUCGGGGGAUUAGGAGGUUUUGGUGGUCAAAGCGGUUCGGCUGCAAACGCUGGCACUCAAUCUUUCAAUCAGGGAGGAUUCGGAGGUGGUCUGUCAGGAAGUGCUGCCAACGCUGGCUCCCAGUCGUUUACUCAAGGAGGCUUUGGUGGUGGUUCAUCAGGUAGCGCUGCCAAUGCUGGUACUCAGUCGUUCACGCAAGGCGGUGGCUUCCCAGGAUUUGGUGGAGGAUUAAGUGCAUCUUCCGCUAACGCAGGAUCGCAGUCUUUCACUCAAGGAGGAUUGGGUGGUGGCUCUAGUGGAUCGGCAGCCAAUGCUGCCACCCAGACGUUCACUCAAGGAGGACUCGGUGGUGGAAGUUCGGGAAGCGCUGCCAACGCUGCAUCGCAAUCAUUCACCCAAGGAUCAGUUAAAUCCGGGCACGGACACGGUCAUGGUCACGGUCACGGACAUGGCCAUGGUGUUCAAAUUGGAGUUCACUAAGCAGAUGUGUUCACAAAACACAAGGAAACGAUGACAAUUGGUAUCUGUUCUCGGCCAGCGAUAAUUGGAACACGGAAUUGACUGACGAUUCGAGAGUAAAAGGAGUUUAAACAUAAAUCACGUUCGGAUUGAACCGUUACGGGUUCACAAAAUAAAAGCGAUCGCUGUUAGAAAUUUGGCAAUUUUUUCUACAAAAUGAAUGCGCUUUGAAACAAUGGAUGAUUAAUAAAAAUUAUGUAAAUUUAUAAA
Armigeres subalbatus is the source of this 1076-nucleotide messenger RNA. RefSeq lists its product as uncharacterized. Bases 93 to 827 code for a protein of 244 amino acids. The transcript is spliced from 2 exons. Lineage: Eukaryota; Metazoa; Arthropoda; Insecta; Diptera; Culicidae. The record is from RefSeq and is a predicted model, not a curated record.